AGCGAGUUCAGUACGCGUUUAGUUCCGGAACAGUUGGCGGUCUAAUCAAAAUGAGAGUUGCGCAAUGUGGAUUCCACUUGGGUGUAAUUUUGGCCUUACUGGCCGAAAUCAGAGGAUUUUCGAUGGAGGACAAGUGCAAACUGUGGGCUGGAACCGGCUACAUUGGCGAUCCCAGUGACUGCCAGGCCUGGGGAUUUUGCCAGGACAACAAACUCACCGAGCGACGUAGCUGCACUGAAGGAUUACUGUACAGUUUCCGAGACUCAACCUGUAAGAGGGAAUCGAAUGCGAUUUGUCAUUCCCAGAUCUCGGAGAUUUGCGCCAGCCUCCAGCCGUGGAACUACGUAGCCGAUCCGGCGGAUUGCCGGAGAUUCGUCAAGUGCGAGGAUUUUGAUGAUCCCACUUGGGGCGACUGUGGUGUGGGCCAGGUGUUCAGCAACAAGCAGCAGACCUGCCUCGAGGAGGUUUCCGGCUGUCCGCAGGAUAAUAUCUGCUCCCAUAUGAAAGAUGGCUCACUUAUGGCCGAUCCCAAUAGCUGUCAAAGCUUCUAUAAAUGCCACAAUGGAUUUGGCAUCCAGUUGAAUUGCUCCGUCGGUCGAUACUUUAACCGAAAAUCGGGUAAUUGCCAGUCCUGGCUGCCACAUUACUGCUCCAAGGAAGAGGAGAACUUGCCGAAGCCACCCUCCACGGCAUAUCAUAUCUGCUCCAAGUACUAUCCAAGGGAUAAAGACGGAGUGCAGCUCCUGCCGGAUCUGAUGACCUGCCACGGCUACUACUCCUGCACCUCGCAGUUCGACGUGGGCCAGUGGGGCAGCUGUCCUUGGGGACAGCACUUUGAGUGGUGGAGCCAGCGGUGUGGCGCGCCGAGGGACAACAGCUGCUCCUACGACCGCUGCGGCAAUUGGAACCAGUUAAUGGUGGCCACCAUUAACACGGGCUGCCGGGAGUUCACGAUCUGCCAGGAUAAUCGUUCGAUGAGCUCGAAAAAGUGUCCGGAGGACUAUCCAUAUUUCAAUGAGAUGCUGCGUGUGUGCACCGAUGAAUUUCCAAAUCAUAGAGUGUGUUACAUGGCUGGAUAA
Drosophila erecta is the source of this 1079-nucleotide messenger RNA. RefSeq names its product peritrophin-44. Lineage: Eukaryota; Metazoa; Arthropoda; Insecta; Diptera; Drosophilidae. Bases 51 to 1079 code for a protein of 342 amino acids. Gene Ontology annotation, cellular component: extracellular region. The record is from RefSeq and is a predicted model, not a curated record. Gene Ontology annotation, molecular function: chitin binding. The transcript has 2 exons.